AUGGCGGGCCUCUUCAAGCGGGUGUAUGACUGGCUGCUGAGGCUGUUCUGGGCGACCGAGAUGGAUAUUACGAUGAUCGGUCUGCAGAAUGCUGGCAAGACUUCGCUGUUGAGAGUCCUGGCGGGCGGAGAAUUUACCCUUGACUCGAUUCCAACAGUUGGAUUUAAUAUGAAACGGGUCCAGAAGGGUCAUGUAACCCUCAAGUGUUGGGAUUUGGGAGGACAACCACGUUUCCGGUCUAUGUGGGAGCGCUACUGCCGCGGGGUAAAUGCUAUCGUGUUUAUCGUCGACUCGGCGGAUACGGAAGCUCUGCCGGUCGCAAGAGAUGAGCUCCAUUUGCUUCUAGAGAAGCCCGUGCUGGAAGGAAUUCCGCUCCUGGUACUCGGCAACAAAUCCGAUCUUGAGGAGAAGUUGUCAGUAGACCAGCUGAUCGAUGCGCUGGACCUGAAGAGUAUCUCUCAUCGUGAGGUGAGCUGCUACGGCAUAAGCGCAAAAGAAGAAACAAACCUGGAUGCGGUCUUGCAAUGGCUCGUUGCUCGUGCUGGCAGAUAG
Molecule: messenger RNA, 552 nt
Organism: Amorphotheca resinae ATCC 22711
Lineage: Eukaryota; Fungi; Ascomycota; Leotiomycetes; Helotiales; Amorphothecaceae
Exons: 4
Coding region: 1-552 (183 amino acids)
Biological process (GO): protein transport
Cellular component (GO): lysosomal membrane
Molecular function (GO): GTP binding; GTPase activity
Source: RefSeq, a predicted model, not a curated record